Messenger RNA from Paramuricea clavata, 2526 nucleotides. Lineage: Eukaryota; Metazoa; Cnidaria; Anthozoa; Malacalcyonacea; Plexauridae. The record is from the annotation of a GenBank genome assembly.
AUGGGGAAUACACCAAAGAAACAACAGCUAGAUGACUACCUCAAAGCUGGACGUUCUUAUAGACAAAGCCAUCAGUUUAAACUGGCAAUUGAAAAUUUUCAACAAGCCUUGAAAUUUGCCAACGAACUGAACGACGGAGAGAAAGAAUCCGAGGGAAACAUUGAGUUAGGUACUGCCUAUAUAUGGGACAAUCAGAUUCAAACAGCAAUAGAAUACUAUGAAAAAGCCUUGGAAAUCGCAAAAGAACAAGGAUAUGAACUAGAGGAAACACGCGCGUACCUUGGGUUAGGAGAUGCCUAUAGAUUGAACAAUCAGUUUCAAAUGGCAAUUAAAUACUAUAAGCAAGCCUUGAAAACUGCAAAAGAACGAAAAGAUCAAGAUCAGGAAACUACGGCAUACCUUGGGUUAGGAGUUGUUUAUAGAUUGAACAAUCAAUUUCAAACGGCAAUUAAAUAUUAUGAGCAAGCCUCGGAAAUUGCAAAAGAACGAGAAGAUCAAGAUCAGGAAACAAGGGCAUACCUUGGGCUAGGCGUUGUCUAUAGAUUGAGCAAUCAGUCUCAAACGGCAAUUAAAUACUAUGAGCAAGCCUUGGAAAUUGCAAAAGGACAAAAAGACCAAGAUCGGGAGACAACGGCAUACCUUGGGUUAGCAGAUGUAUACAGAUUGAUCAAUCAGUUUCAAACAGCAAUUAAAUAUUACAAACAAGCCUUGGAAAUUGCAAAAGAACGAAAAGAUCAAGAUCAGGAGACAAAGGCAUACCUUGGGUUAGGAGUUGUUCAUAGAUUGAAAAAUCCGUUUAAAACGGCAAUUAAAUAUUAUGAGCGAGCCUUGGAAAUUGCAAAAGAACGAAAAGAUCAAGAUCAGGAGACAACGGCAUACCUUGGGUUAGCGGAUGUUUAUAGAUUGAACAAUCAGUUUCAAACGGCAAUUAAAUACUAUGAGCAAGCCUUGGAAGUUUCGAAAGAAAGAAAAGUUCAAGAUCAGGAGACAAAGGUAUACUUAGGGUUAGCAGAUGCCUAUAGAUUGAACAACCAGUUUCAAACAGCAAUUAAAUACUAUGAGCAAGCCUUGGAAAUUGAAAAAAAACAAAAAUAUCAAGAUCAGGAGACAACGACAUACCUUGGGUUAGCAGAUGCUUAUAGAUUAAACAACCAGUUUCAAACGACAAUCAAAUACUAUGAGCAAGCCUUGGAAAUUGCAAAAGAGCGAAAAGAUCAAUAUCAGGAGACAACGGCAUACUUAGGGUUAGCGGACGUUUCUAGAUUGAUCAAUCAGUCUCAAACGGCAAUUAAAUACUAUGAGCAAUCCUUGGAAAUUUCAAAAGAACUAAAAGAUCAAGAUCAAGAGACAACGGCAUACCUUGGGUUAGGAGUUGUUUACAGAUGGAAGAAUCAGUUUGAAACGGCAAUUAAAUACUAUGAGCAAGCCUUGGGAAUUGAAAAAGAACGAAAAGACCAAGCUCACGAGACAACGGCAUACCUUGGGUUAGCAGAUGUUUAUAGAUUGAUCAAUCAGUUUCAAACGGCAAUUAAAUAUUACAAACAAGCCUUGACAAUUGCAAAAGAAUGCAAACGUCAAGAUCAGGAGGCAACGGCAUACCUUGGGUUAGGAGAUACUUGUGGAUUGGACAAUCAGUUUGAAACGGCAAUUAAAUACCAUGAGCAAGCCUUGGAAAUUGCAAAAGAACGAAAAGAUCAAGAUCAGGAGACAACGGCGUACCUUGGGUUAGCGGGUGUUUCUAGAUUGAACAAUCAGUUUCAAAUGGCAAUUAAAUACUAUGAGCAUGCCUUGGAAGUUUCAAAAGAAAGAAAAGAUAAAGAUCAGGAGACAAAGGUAAACCUUGCGUUAGCAUAUGCUUAUAGAUUGAACAACCAGUUUCAAACGGCAAUUAAAUACUAUGAGCAAGCCUUGGAAAUUGCAAAAGAACGAAAACGUCAAGAUCAGGAGAUAACGGCAUACCUUGGGUUAGGAGAUGCUUGUGGAUUGAACAACCAGUUUCAAACGGCAAUUAAAUACUACGAGAAAGCCCUGGAAAUUGCAAAAGAACAAAAAGUCCAAGAUCAGGAGACAACGACAUACCUUGGGUUAGCAGUUGUUUAUAGAUUGAUCAAUCAGUUUCAAACGGCAGUUAAAUAUUACAAAAAAGCCUUGAAAAUUGCAAAAGAACGCAAACGUCGAGAUCAGGAGACAACGGCAUACCUUGGGUUAGCAGAUAUUUAUAGAUUGAUCAAUCAGUUUCAAACGGCAAUUAAAUACUACAAACAAGCCUUGAAAAUUGCAAAAGAACGCAAACGUCAAGAUCAGGAGACAACGGCAUACCUUGGGUUAGGAGAUGCUUGUGGAUUGAAUAAUCAGUUGCAAACGGCAAUUAAAUACUACGAGCAAGCCUUGAAAAUUGCGAAAGAACGAAAAGAUCAAGAUCAGGAGACAACAGCAUACCUUGAGUUAGGAGUUGUUUAUAGAUUGAUCAAUCAAUUUCAAACGGCAAUUAAAUACUUUGAACAAGCCUUGGAAAUUGCAAAAUAA